GGAGCCGCCGCCCGGUGUCCAGCCGCAGCCGUCAUCAUGGAGCAGCUGUCGGAUGAAGAACUUGAUCAUGGCGCAGAGGAAGACAGUGAUAAAGAAGAUCAAGAUCUGGACAAGAUGUUUGGGGCUUGGCUUGGAGAGCUGGAUAAACUCACGCAGAGUCUGGAUACUGACAAGCCCAUGGAGCCAGUGAAAAGAUCCCCUCUUCGCCAGGAGACAAAUAUUGCCAAUUUCUCCUACCGCUUUUCAAUGUAUAACUUGAAUGAAGCCCUGAAUCAGGGAGAGACUGUCGAUCUGGAUGCUCUCAUGGCUGAUCUUUGUUCCAUAGAGCAGGAGCUCAGCAGCAUCGGGUCACAGUCCGCAAACAGCACAGCAGCGAAGCGCUUUGCCACAGAAGGAAAAAUGGUUCAGAAACCACCCGGCGGUGGCCGGCUGACUGCCAAACACAGUAGCGUGAAGGGAUUGUCAUCUUCGUCGUCUAGUCGGGUCACUAAGCCUUCCCACGCUAUCUUUUCUCUGGACGACAUUACCGCACAAUUAGAAAAAGCCUCUCUAAGCAUGGAUGAAGCAGCUCAGCAACCUUUAAUGGAAGAUCACAAGCCCGUAGUUACUGCUCAGCACAGAAGGACAGCGUCGGCAGGCACUGUGAGCGACGCAGACGUCCGGUCCAUCAGCAAUUCCUCCCGUUCCAGCAUCACCUCUGCGGCUUCAAGCAUGGAUUCCCUGGACAUUGAUAAGGUGAUGAGACCUCAGGAACUGGAUUUGACUCAACAAGCACAGCCAAUUAGCGAGCAUGUUGCUUCUGUGGACCCUCCCAGCAAGCAAGUCAGGCGUCAGAUUGACUUUUCUGAAGAAGACACUGAAUUGGCUCCUCACUCCUAUUUGGACAGGGAAACCUCCCUCCUUCUGCGAAACAUCGCAGGAAAGCCUUCUCAUUUGCUGACCAAGGAAGAACAAGCUGCUAAACUAAAGGCCGAAAAGAUCAGGGUAGCUUUAGAGAAGAUUAAAGAAGCACAAGUUAAAAAGCUGGUGAUACGUGUCCACAUGUCCGACGACAGCUCCAAGACGAUGAUGGUCGACGAGAGGCAGACCGUGAGACAAGUGCUGGACAACUUGAUGGACAAAUCUCACUGUGGUUUUAGCUUAGACUGGUCAUUGGUAGAAACCAUCUCGGAAUUACAAAUGGAGAGAAUCUUCGAAGAUCAUGAAAACUUGGUCGAAAAUCUCCUCAACUGGACAAGAGACAGUCAAAACAAGCUUAUGUUUGUAGAACGUAUCGAGAAAUAUGCACUUUUCAAAAAUCCACAGAAUUAUCUUCUGGGGAAAAGAGAAACCUCUGAGAUGGCAGACAGGAACAAGGAAGUACUCCUGGAGGAGUGUUUUUGUGGAAGCUCGGUAACAGUUCCAGAAAUCGAGGGCGUGCUGUGGCUUAAAGAUGAUGGCAAGAAGUCGUGGAAGAAGCGAUACUUCCUUUUGCGAGCUUCUGGAAUCUACUACGUUCCAAAAGGGAAAGCAAAGGUCUCACGGGAUCUUGUAUGCUUUCUUCAGCUCGACCAUGUGAAUGUUUACUAUGGGCAAGAUUAUCGGAACAAGUACAAAGCCCCAACAGACUACUGCCUGGUGCUGAAGCAUCCCCAGAUCCAGAAGAAAUCCCAGUACAUUAAAUAUCUGUGCUGCGACGACGUCAGAACACUACAUCAGUGGGUGAAUGGAAUCCGUAUAGCUAAGUAUGGGAAACAAUUAUAUGUGAACUACCAAGAAGCGCUGAAAAGGACGGAGUCAGCCUAUGAUUGGACAUCUCUGUCCAGCUCUAGUAUUAAGUCAGGAUCUAGUUCAUCUAGUUUGCCGGAAUCUCAGUCCAAUCAUUCUAAUCAAUCUGAUAGCGGAGUUUCAGACACCCAAAUGGGACACGUCCGUUCUCAAAGUAUCGUCAGCUCCAUCUUCUCAGAGGCCUGGAAACGGGGCACUCAGCUGGAAGAGUCCAGUAAGAUUAGCGCCAGACUGGACUCGAUAAACCGACCCUUUACUUCACUGGCCACUCCGUUGUCACCUCAAACAAAAACAGCUGCCCUGUAUACAGCAGCAUCACAGCCAUCACCUCCCCUCCCGCCACCCCCACCACCCCCUCCCCCGCCUCCUCCUCCGCCACCCCCGCCACCUCCCCCCCUGCCUAGCCAAUCUGUGCCAUCUGGAGGGGGCUCAGCAACUGUCUUUGUAAAGUACAGCACCAUCACCAGAUUACAGAACGCUUCUCAGCACGGGGGGCUGCUCUUCAAGCCACCUCUCAUGACACAGCAGCCGCCACUGCUCCCACCGCCAGGAAAGCCACUGCCUCCAAACGGUGUGGUCCCUCCCCCACCACCCCCACCACCUCCCCCCACCCCAGGCUCAGCCAUGGCACAGCUCAUGAAACCAGUGCCUUCUACCCCGUCAGUACCGCAGUUCACCCCACCACCCCCUCCACCCCCACCUCUGAAAAUCCACCAGGUUCAUCAGAGUGUUCCUCAGCUGCCGCCCCCUGCUACUGCCGCUUCACCACCCCCACCUCCCCCAAUGCCUGCGCCCCCUCCUCCGCAAGCACCGCCUAAGCCAGUCAUGACUCUGCCUACACAAAACAGUGCAAAAGCCGCCUCGCCCAUAGUGACGCACCCCAUGCCACCUGUGCCCAGUCCGGUUCCUUGUCCCAUGAAGAAACAGCCAAGCUUCACCACUCCGCAUAUUCCAUUAGCUCCUGCCCCACCAGGCCCUACUCCCCCACCCACAUUACCCAAACAGCAGAGCUACUCCAGUAAGCUUCCUCCUUCCCCUCAGUCACCCAUGCCAUCAGUUGUGAAGCAAAUAGCCAGUCAGUUUCCCCUUCCUCCUCCCCCACCUCCCUUGCCGGUCUCAGAACCCCAACCUCUGAAGCCUGUUCCUCUGAGUGUCCCCCCGCAGUCCCCUCCAGCAGUGAAAGCCAAGCCAAAAUGGCAGCCCACCUCAGCCCCUUCUCCUGACUUCCCUCCUCCUCCCCCUGAGAGCAGCCUCGCAUUCCCACCUCCACCAUCCCCCUCCCCAGCUCCAUCAGCAGUAUCUCCCACCCCAGAGAAGCCAGGUGGUUCUCCAGUCAAAAAGACGAAUAAGACCUCCAGUCCUGGAGGAAAGAAACCACCUCCUACCCCUCAGCGCAAUUCCAGCAUAAAAUCUAACAGCUCAGCAGAAUACCAGGAAUCGAAGAGACCUUCGGUGGAUGCCUUGGUCAGCAAAUUUGCACACCCACCAGAACCCUCAGGGUCUCCUUCCAAGGAAACUGCAGCUCCCCCUGCCGCUCCUCCAAAGCCCGGAAAGCUCAAUCUGCCUAUUGUCCUUCAGCAAGCCGGAAUCUCGACAAAAGCACCGGCAGCUGUGGGAGCCUCUGGGAAGGGGGCUGUGGAAGAGUUUCCUUCUCCUCCGUCAGAUUCAGACUUCCCUCCUCCACCACCUGAGAUCGAGCUUCCUCUGCCCCCAGUAGAGAUCCCAGCUGUGUUUUCAGGUAAUACCUCUCCCAAAGUCGCUGUUGUCAAUCCUCAGCCUCAGCCGUGGUCCAAGUCAUCGGGGAAGAAAGCUCCUCCUCCAACACGCCCCAAACGCAACGACAGCACUCGACUCACACAGGCAGAGAUCGCCGAAUCGCAGGUGACCGCCAGUUCCCAAGUGCCCACUUCCCCCAAGUCCGGCCUUAGCGUUCAGCCCAGCUUCCUGGCUGACCUGAACAGGACUCUGCAGCGCAAGUCCAUCACGCGCCACGGCUCCCUCUCUUCUGCCCGGAUUUCCAGGGCUGAGCCGACCGCUACAAUGGAUGACAUGGCUCUGCCCCCACCUCCCCCGGAACUGCUGACGGACAAGCAGAAGACUAGCAACUUUGGAGGCGCUCAUAUAUCAGGCUAUGCAACGUUACGGAGGGGCCCACCCCCGGCGCCUCCAAAAAGGGAUCAAAACACCAAGCUGUCUCGAGACUGGUGAUGGGGUAGGGAACCUUAACUGCGGGGGAGGAGGGGGGUUGCUUGCAAAAUGUGUCAGACAACAUACACGCUCUGUUUGUAUUCGGUCUUAUCCAACAGUACUGCAGCGGUCGCUACGGACUACGAGUACAUUCCCUUUCUCGAUCAAUCCUAAAGCGUCGUUGUUUGGGAUGGAGGGGUGGGCCGUUCUAAAUUUUCCCUUCAAACGGAUCGGACCAAAACCUUUUAUUAACCCUUUUCUUUCCUGCAGUUCAGGAAAGUGAAUCGUCGUCUGUCCACGUGAGACCUGUCGGUGCAUGUAUUAUAAAUGUAGGUAUAUAAUAUAUUGUUAAAUAUUUCAUGGCAACGAUAGAGGCUAACCAGAAUGUUUUUGUACAUCUGUAUUUAUUGUUUCAGUCAACCGAAAAAAAUAUAUAUUACCAGAAAUUGGGCUUGCUGUGUUAAAUCAGAAGUCUUUUUACCUUUUAAAAAUGAAGAUUGUUCGGGGGCACUUUAAAUCAGAAGAGAAAAAAACUUUUUCGCAGUUGGUGACGGGUAAACGGCGCUGACAGAUGGUAAUCGGUAUCUGUAAGUUGUCAAAUGAUUGAAAGAAAAUACAGACCCCGACCUACCAAAACAUUCUGGUCACGGUUCCUGCUGAGGUGAAGGCCACACAGCCUCAGGACCUGCCGCUGUACAGCAGGGGGUGGAGUGAAAUAUUCGGAAUAAAGGCAUUCCCUUGGGAAACUCUCAGAAAUCAAAAUAUUCCAAAGUCCACAGCUCUUUAUUAACGUGCUGCAGUCGAAUCCACACCUCCCAGGGACUUACUUCCGAGUAGAGUUGCUUAGGCUCAGGCUGGGAAGCUGCAAUCCUCAUCUCGCGGGGGGUAAUUUGUACUGAACACGGUGGGUUUACUUUUGAGAGCCAAUAGUGCAUGUGACUUAUGUGUGCUAUUCCAGACUUUGCAAAAAAGCAACAUAUAGGUCUGUUUUUGCAUUGAAAUGGGAACGCUGUCUUUUCCAUCCCCUAACCAAAUGCACUCGGGAUGUGCUGAGCAGAGAUUCUGUUAAAUUUGUUAGGUACUUGGUGCUAGUCACCAGCGUGGCAAUGUACAGCUGGUGCACGUAAAUGUCUUUACUAAAGAUAAAAGCUUCAUUUAAGCAUACAGUUGCGCAUGCAAAUCCUGCAUUCAUUUCAGGGUGCGGGGAGAUGGUAAUAGCUUAAGCAUUACUCAGGAGCUAGUUGGAAUGUACUAGUAAGAGAGAAUGGCACGUGCGCCAUAAGAGAGCGCGGACAACACCUGGGCAGCUGGAAAUUGGUUGCAGCGCUAGGUAGACACUCUCUUCUUGCAGGCCCAGGUGGGGUCGUGAUGGCACAAGCUCUGGUUUCUGCUCUGCGCGGCUGCCUGGCUUUGGUGAAGCACAAACCGCUCUUCCCACAAAGCACGUGUGAUGGCAGUGGAGUGCAGAAACAUCUCUAGGUGAGGAAUCCCGAGUUCUGAAGCGAGUAUCACAUAUACCAUUAAAAGCAUAGCUUGGAAUAUGUCAAUAUCGGCUAUCGUAGCAGAUAUAUCUGCUUAAUCACCAGUUUCAUAUCAUCCGUGUCGUGUGCCUGCAGUGAGCAAUAUUUGCUCUUUACUUGAAAAGUGUUUUUGUUUUAAAGGGGGGCUGUCAGAGCUCUUUAACAUCUCUUCCUCCCCCCCCCCCCAAGUUACACAGUUUGUCUCCAUACCCAAGGUAAAGAUGGAUAACAGAAAUUAAUGAAUUUUCUAAAAAUUGGUCUGUCUUGAGCACUGUUUGUGUUAUGAAAAAAAACCCAACUAAGGGUCAUUUUGAAGACUAAAAGGAACUGUUUUUCCUUAGAAAACAGGUGGAACCCUUUGCCUGGGUGCAGCUUGGGUGGGGUGGGGAUCCUAAACGCAGAACGUGAAUGAAUGUGUCUCGUCUGAUCAUUGAAUUGGCUUCUGUUUCCUCUUCUCUCCCCCCCACCCGGUGUAAUUCUCCUAUUUUGACAUAGUUUACUUGAGCAAUAAGAAUAUACCAUACCACUGUGUGCAUUUUUGAAGCUCUGCUGUUGGAAGGCAAUUCCCCCACCCCAUAUCUUUCAAGGCAUUCAGAGUUUUUGUUUUUCUUCUAUUUUUGUGCUUAUAAAGUGUCCUUAAAAACCAUUUGCAUUAUUUCGUUUUAGCAUGCUCCGUAUAUCUGACUUGUGUCUUAGAGUGACAAUUGACUUAACAGCAUUGGUGCUCCAAUUUUAUUGCUCCUGCCUGCCACUCGAGUCAAUUCCAGGUUAAAACAUCUGUACGUCAUGAGGGCGCCUGCCAGUUUUCUAGGUAUCUAAGCACACCUUGAGUCAUGGAGAGUUGUUGCUUUUGGUUAGUAAGAUCAGUGCAUUUGCCCCAUACCCCCUGCAUACUCUUUUCUUAGAACAGGUACUUGCAGGGGGGAAGGGACUGGUAUUUUUUGUGGCCUAGACAAAUGCCCAGACCAAAUAACCGCUCUUUUGCUUGUGACUAAAGUCCACUUGCAGUCAUAACUUCUAGGGGACCAUGCAUUUCUCUGCACCAGUGGAUGUCGCUAAGCAAUCUGCAGGGCCAAAGAGAGCCUUGUCACUGGUGCUCUCUUGGCUUCUGAGAAUCGUUCCCUCCCCCCUGCAAAAACUGUACUACAUCUCAGAUUUUUCUGGCCAGUGAUUGCUUAUAGUUCUCUGCAUAUUCAGGUUUUAACUAAUUCUGCCACGGUGUGACGCUUUAUCUUCUGCCACUGUUGCUCCCGUUGGUUGGCCUUAAUAAAACUACCUGUAAUGUGCUCCCUGCAAGGAGCACUGGAACGCACCAAGGCAGCCGAGUUAGCUUAAUUUUGAACAGAAUGGUUGCGGAAUUUCCUGCACAGUUGUUGCCCUUAGAUGCUUGUCUGUAUUUAAGUCCAGAAGCUAACAUUUCAUUGUGAAUUCUAAAUUAAGGAGUAAUUUUAAGAGUUCCUUGGCAACAAGCAGCAGCGCUUAUAGCUGUUUUAAGCACCACUGUUAUCUUUGUUUGUUAUUUACAUUUAUUCGAUCCAUUUUAAUUAGGUGGGAGGGGGAUCCAAGCAGCACCUUCUAAAGCAAAUCUGGCUUUAGGACACUUAGUGGAAAUUAAUUAAACAACAAAAUGCUGGGGCAGAAUACUGUAAAUUUUAGACAUAAUUCACUGGGAGGUUUUGUACACAUGGUCAACAAGCAUCCUUGCUUUUUAGAAUGAGACUGUAAAGUAGCGGCUUGUAUGUAUGGAGAGUUGCUUGCCCCAUUCUUUGACCUGCCGAAUCGGAGUCCUGUGUUUUGCUUAAUGGUUCGCCUAGCUGGAACUGCAAGCGGUGUCCUCAGUGCAGAAAAGGUUUGCAACGUAAUGUGUGCUAAAACUGAAUAAUCUGUCACCAAACACUCUGCCUGUCUUUAAGAUCAGUAAAAGAAUAAGCCUCUGGACCGUGAAAUCAGGACUGAAAACUGGAUAACAUUUUUAACAAGGCUUGAAGACUGUCGUGCUAACAUAUGACCAAAAAUGGUUAAGGACUUACCCUUCCCCCGCACGGCAGAGCUUGGGACUAGGAGGCAAGUCAGACACCUCCGAUCCCAAGGAAAACAUUUGGCGAGUACCCUGCUUGGGUAAGUGUUCUCCCUCUCUCCAGAGGCAGAUCAGUUUUGCCCCACGCAGGGCCUAUGGAUUUUUGUGGCCUGGUGUGUUGUGUGCUCGGGUUACGUUCUCCUGUGUCGCCACGGCUGUUCUGUGUGGGUUGCAGUUGUGAACCUGGUGCGAGUGAAGCAUGGCUUCGCCAGGAAGAAGGUGCUUCCGGUUGCUUCGAGUCCACAGUUUGGAGGGGGUUGGGUGGUUUGACAUAUGGGAGUUGCCUUUGUCCUGUGCUCUUGGCGACCAAGAGCCUGUAUAGAAUUCUCAACUGUGUAGUCCAGCAGUCAAGACCGGGGGGGGGGGGGGAUUCCAGAUGCUUGACGGCCUGCCCUUUCAGCCCCCAGUGUGUGUUGUGCCCUGGUCUGUAUGUCAUGUAAGAAAAAAAAGAUGCCUGUUAGUGAUGCAGUAGCACAAGAUAUGUAUUUUACAUGCUUUUUUCCUUGUUCUACAUAACAUCUCAGCUGUGGGGAGGAACCGGAGCUGUUUUUACAGGUGUUCAUACCUGGUGGCGGGAACUCCCUAAUGGACAUCAUGAUGCACAUGUAACACACCCAUAUCACAACCAUGUUUUUUUGUGUGUGUGCAGCAGAUCCGUGCAAAGUGCUGUAAAUACAUUCGUAUGUUUACUGCUUUAUGGAAGAAGAAAAAAUUGCACAUUUUUCUCUUGGAGGUGGGACUGCCUCCCCUCGUCCUUCCCUCUUGAAAGAAAGCAAAGCUCUUUAGGAGUGGGUUAAUUUAUGGUCAACGAGAGCUUUGUUAUAUAUAAAAUAUUCUAUAAAUAUGUAUAAAUAUACUUUUUUAAGCAUGGGAGAAGAAAUAAGACAUAAAAUUCAUGAUGAAAGUACCUUAUAGAAAUCAUUAUACUGUGGCAUAUGCACACGUCAAUAAAGAUGUAGUUAAAUUUG
This is a messenger RNA of Heteronotia binoei (common prickly gecko), 8519 nucleotides long. It is a transcript of the gene RAPH1, whose product is annotated as Ras association (RalGDS/AF-6) and pleckstrin homology domains 1. The record is from RefSeq and is a predicted model, not a curated record. Lineage: Eukaryota; Metazoa; Chordata; Lepidosauria; Squamata; Gekkonidae. The coding region runs from base 37 to 3975 and encodes 1312 amino acids. The transcript is spliced from 16 exons. Gene Ontology annotation, biological process: signal transduction. Gene Ontology annotation, cellular component: plasma membrane; cytosol.